AUGGCUGCUGACGAACCUGCUGGCUGCAAGAUCCGCAUCACUGACAAAGGACUGGAAAUGUGUAAGAGCCCCAGAUCCACAUCCAGUAUGAUCCAGAUCCACAUCCAGUAUGAUCCAGAUCCACAUCCAUUUGAGACUCGGCGGUUUGUGGAAGACGAGCUGAGCAGCAUCAACAUGCCGGAGAUGACCGGCAGCGAAGGACGAUUCACCUACAACAUCACCGAUGUGAAGGUCACGGAGCUGAACCUGACGUACGCUGAGCUCAGCUUCAUCCCCGACGUCGGCUUGUUGUUCGAUGUCCAGAACUCUUCGAUCACUCUGAGUUUCCACCGGAGGAUCCUCUACUGGUUCUUCUACGAUACAGGAAACACCAACGCGUCGGCAGGAGGCGUGAACAUCAACACGGCUCUGCGUUUGAUCCGAGACGACGAAGGUCGGCUGAAGAUCAGUGACAUCACCUGUGACGCUCGGAUCGCCAACAUGAAGGCCAAGUUCACGGGAACGCUUGGGAGAGUUUACAACUUCCUGGCCAGGUUUCUGACAUCAGGGAUGCGCUUCCUGCUCAACCAACGGAUCUGCCCCGCCCUGGACCACGCAGCUCUGGUCCAUGUGAACUCGCUGCUGGAGACGAUCCCCGUGAGGACAGAAGUCGACAGUUACAUCGGGAUCGAUUAUUCUCUGCUCAGCGACCCGGUGGUGACGUCCAGGAGCCUCGACAUGAACUUCAGAGGGAUGUUCUUCGACCUGGCCAACCCCAACGCGUCCCUGGUGAACUACGCGGUGGAGCCGGUCAUCCGAGAGUACGACCGGAUGGUUUAUCUCGCUCUGUCCGAGUUCUUCUUCGACAGCGGCAUGUUCUCCUACUACCGGGCCGACGUCUUCCAGAUGCACAUCGCCAACGAGAAGAUGCCCAAAGACCUGGAGGUGUUGCUGAGAACCACGUACUUUGGAACCAUCAUGAUGCUGAACCCGGCUCUGGUGGACGCUCCGAUCUCUCUGCAGAUCGCCGUCAAUUCGCCACCAAAAACCACCAUCAAGACAUCGGGGGCAACCGUGGUCAUGACCGCCAUCGUCAAGGUGAUGCUGCUGCCUCCGGGUCAGACCGCGGUCCAGCUGAGCAGCAUGACGAUGGAAACGAAGUUUAACGCUAAAGUUUCUAUGAAGGGAAAACGCCUCGCUGUCCAUGCUGACCUCCGCAGGUUCAAAAUCUUCUCCAACCAAUCAGCACUGGAAUCUCUGGCACUGAUUCCUCUGCAGGCUCCUCUGAAGACGAUGCUCCAGAUGUCGGUGGUUCCACUGAUCAACAACUGGACUAAAAGAGGAGUCCGCAUUCCUUUGGCUGAUGGGAUGGAUUUCGUUGAAGAAGUGGUUGAAUAUCACAAUGGUUUCAUUGUGAUUGGAGCAAAUCUUCACUUCAGCAAAGGACUGAGAGAAAUGAUCGAGGGGAGCAUGCAGAAGGGUCCCGAGACCACCACCACUGUCUAA
Molecule: messenger RNA, 1485 nt
Organism: Scomber japonicus (chub mackerel)
Lineage: Eukaryota; Metazoa; Chordata; Actinopteri; Scombriformes; Scombridae
Gene: pltp
Product: phospholipid transfer protein
Exons: 14
Coding region: 1-1485 (494 amino acids)
Biological process (GO): high-density lipoprotein particle remodeling; phospholipid transport; ceramide transport
Molecular function (GO): phosphatidic acid binding; phosphatidylcholine binding; diacylglycerol binding
Source: RefSeq, a predicted model, not a curated record